Messenger RNA from Acipenser ruthenus (sterlet), 3805 nucleotides. Its product is annotated as leucine-rich repeat transmembrane neuronal protein 3-like. The record is from RefSeq and is a predicted model, not a curated record. Lineage: Eukaryota; Metazoa; Chordata; Actinopteri; Acipenseriformes; Acipenseridae. The transcript has 3 exons. The coding region runs from base 489 to 2183 and encodes 564 amino acids. Gene Ontology annotation, molecular function: protein binding.
AGAGUGUUAGAGUGCGCAUCACUUUCCAUUCACUGCUGCUUGUCUGCUUUUGUGCACGCAUUUCUCUGCUUCCACAGAAUCAGAUGCUACUAUGGGAACUUCUGUGCUGUGGGGUACAGGGCACGAACAAAGAGAGCUGAAUGCUGGCUGAAGGACAUGCUGGAGGAAAAAAAAGUCUUGCGCUGCUGAUGCUGCUUCUUAAAUGUACAAAUGAAACACUGCAAUGUCCAUGAAGUGCAAAUCACCUAGAAGAAGCUUAACCCUUUGCUGCAAGCAGUGAUGUUUUGUAUUUUUCUUUAUGGGUAUGCCUGUCAGGACAUUCGAGGAGUAAUGUUCCAAGAACUGUUUGCCUCUCGAGGGAGCCAGUUUGUAUUCCUGGGUGUCAGCAAGCACUGAUUUCCUAUGGUGGCACCGACACAGCCUGGCAUACUUGUGGCAUAGUGAACAAAAACUGAAAAAGCUAAGGACAGCCCUACAAAAGUCAAAGGAUGGGUUUCAAUGCAAUUAGGUUACUAAGCAGAUCAGCUGCAGUGCUAGUGAUAGUUCCUACUGUACUACUGACAGUGCUUUCCUCUGCUGAACGUGGAUGCCCCAAGGGCUGUAGGUGUGAAGGCAAAAUGAUCUACUGUGAAUCGCAAAAGCUGCAAGAAAUUCCCCAAGGCAUUUCUGGAGGUUGCUUGGGCCUCUCGCUGCGUUACAACAGCCUGCAAAAACUAAAAUUCAAUCAGUUUAAAGGACUGAAUCAGCUCACUUGGCUUUAUCUAGACCAUAACCACAUCAGCAAUAUUGAUGAAGAUGCCUUCAAUGGGAUACACAGAUUGAAGGAGCUCAUCCUGAGCUCCAACAAAAUCACUCGCUUGCUAAAUAACACGUUCCGACCAGUGACUAACAUACGUAAUUUGGAUAUAUCCUAUAAUCAGUUGACUUCUUUGGGCUCGGAGCAGUUCAGAGGCUUAAGGAAACUCCAGAGCUUGCACCUGCGAUCCAACUCUCUCCGAAACAUCCCUGUAAGGAUUUUCCAGGAUUGUCGCAACCUGGAGUUUUUGGACAUGGGCUACAACCGGAUAAGAAGUUUAGCACGGAAUGUAUUCGCAGGCUUGAUCCGACUAAAGGAGCUCCAUCUGGAACAUAAUCAGUUUUCCAAGCUAAAUCUCGCUCUGUUUCCCCGUCUGGUCAGUCUACAGUUUCUCUACCUGCAGUGGAAUAAGAUCAGUGUCAUCGGUCAAACUAUGUCCUGGACAUGGAGCUCCUUACAAAAGCUUGACCUGUCUGGCAAUGAAAUCGAAGCUUUCAGUGGACCGAGUGUUUUCCAAUGUGUGCCUAACCUCCAGACCCUCAACCUGGAUUCCAACAAGCUAACGUUUAUUGGACAGGAGAUUCUGGAUUCCUGGAUUUCCCUCAACACCAUAAGCCUCACAGGGAAUAUAUGGGAAUGUAGCCAAAACAUUUGCUCAUUGGUAAACUGGUUAAAAAGUUUCCGUGGUUGGAGGGAUAAUAAUGUCAUCUGUGCCAGCCCAAAGGACCUGCAAGGGGUGAAUGUGAUGCAGGCAGUCAGAAAUUACAGCAUUUGUGGUAAAAGUACUUUUGAAAAAUUGGAUACAAAAGACCUGGUCAGGCCCACAUAUAAACCCAAACCCACUAGGCCGAAACAGGAAAGCAAGCAGCAGGUUCCUUUUAUGCCUACAACUAGUGUACCUGAUUCCAGUUCUGAUGCUGACCACGAAACAGAGCAUAUCUCUUUUCAUAAAAUCAUUGCAGGGAGUGUCGCACUUUUCCUUUCAGUGCUUGUGAUCCUGCUUGUGAUUUAUGUGUCUUGGAAGCGUUAUCCUGCCAGUAUGAAGCAACUGCAGCAGCGGUCUCUGAUGCAAAGACGCAGGAAAAAGAAACGGCAAUCGCUGAAGCAAAUGACUCCCACCACACAGGAAUAUUAUGUUGAUUAUAAGCCAACAAACACUGAAACGAGUGAGAUGCUGCUGAAUGGAACAGGACCCUGCACAUUUACCAAAUCUGGCUCCAGGGAAUGUGAGAUACCAUUGUCGAUGAAUGUCUCAUCUUUUCUCACCUUCGACCAGCCAACAAUAAGCUACUGUGGCAUACACCAAGAGACUAUGGACAAACACAGAGAAAGAGACAUAGAACUGAGCACAAUAACAACUAUAACACGCCCCAGUGAGCAUAUGUAGUACACAGCUCUGGUCUUACUCAUGGCAGGCAAACCAAUGCUGGAUUCAUGGACUAAAUGAUGGGGAAUUCUACAUCAGUGUGAAAUGAAAGGACAAGCAAACUGCCCAGUGCUCUGCAGUUGGGCAGUUUGCUCUGCAUGAAUGCUCUACAGUUCACGAGACAAAUGCCAUGCAAGGGCCAGCACUUUGAAGUAACCUGGAUUCUUCACAAGUCGAUGUUUUUCUUACCGUACAGAAGUCCAGCUGUGCAGUCUUUUUUUUUUUUUAAAGAGGAUCUAAGAAUAAAUCAUUUUUUCAAAACUUCCAUUAACCUACCUGUAUGUAAAAAUUCUGUAAAAUAUUAUUGUAUUUUUCAUAAUGGAUACAGUUUAAAACAAAACAAACAAACAAAAAAAAGCAAUCAGUUAAGUUUAUCACUUAUUAUUUUAAUUUGUAUAAUUGAUUAAUUGUGUUUUUUCACAUUCUAAUCUGUAACAUUUGUGUUUCUUAUAAAGCAUAUGUUUUGAUUUUAAAUUUAAGUUACUAUUUUGCAUUUCUUGUGUUCGAUUACUACCAGGGUUUUGUGAUGUACUGAAAAUGCUUGAUUUUUUAUUUUAGUAAUAUAAUGCAACCUCAAAAACUAUUUUCUAAAUGUAUUCAUGUUAAAGUACAUUAAACCAAAAAUGAUUGGUAAGUCGCUGCCUUGGCUACAAAAUGCAGUGUGUUACAUAAAAAAAAAUAUUCCCUCUGAAAUUAAUACCUUUUUUUUGUUUUUAAAUAAACUAUCAUUUCAUUUAUGUUUCUAUGGUGGUUUAACGCACCACAGUUGAGCAACCAUAGUGGUCUUCCCAUAGACAAGAACCAUGAUAUUACACUGUCUUGUGCAGUAUCUCAUAAUCAUGUUCAGUUACAGAAUUACAUUUCUUUGGUGUCUGUUUACUACAUUACAACACAGCAUCUGAAUGGUUCUGUAGUAUAUGUAAGUCAUGUCUGGUUAAUUGGUUAAUUAUUCUUUGAGCAAAUACAUAAGGGUAAAUGAGUUGCAGAACUUGCUGCAAGAACUACUUCUGUAUGUAGAGGCAUUCCAAACACUCACGUUGGUGUUUCAGUUGAAAAUUAUUAUUAUUAUUAUUAUUAUUAUUAUUAUUAUUAUUAUUAUUAUUAUUAUUAUUAUUAUUUAUUUAUUUAUUUAUUUCUUAGCUGACGCCCUUAUCCAGGGCGACUUACAAUUGUUACAAGAUACCAGAUAAAAUGUUCAUUUGUUUUUAACAUUCUGUGAUACUGGUCAAAACCAUUUUUUCUCACAAAGCAAUGGAAUGAUGUUUUUGUAAAUUCAGCCACAGCAAGACAUAUUCUCUGGUUGUGUUCUGUGUUCUAGUAUGUUUGUAUUGUUAGAUUUGUUAUAUGACCCAUCCCUGGUGCAAGCUCUCUUUGACAAAAAUAACACAUUAAGGUAAGUAUUCUGAUUUUAGCAGCUUAGCUGGAAGGAAAACACACGUAAGCAACAGAUUUUCCAAAACUAAUUAAAAAAAGCACACAAAAAAUGUAAUUAAUGUAUGGCUUUUUGACAUUUUUUUCUUUUUUUUUUUUUUACAAAAUUAAGAAUUGUUUUAAAUUGACCUGCAAUGUAAUUCUGAAGAAUA